AUGAUCAGAGGUAUGGCCACAUCAAUCUGGGGAAUUUCUCUUCUUUGGAUCUAUGUCUGUGCUUGCAGUGGAGAAGGCAGCGCAUGUCCUCCAACGCCACCUCCAGUCAUCACCACGCAGGUCCUGAUCCAGACCGGCAUCAAUUCAUCGGCUGUCAGCCAAAUGCCUGCGAAGCCUGCGAAUGGAACUGCAGAAGCCGACCAGAGUGACCAGACUGCGAAGGAACUGCCUUGGUCAAGCUUGCAAAUCUGGCUGGUCAUGAAGGCAGUUAUGCUUCUCCUGCUUCUUCUAUGUGCGGUUGCAUGUCUGGGCAGUCUUCGCCAGCCAGAUAUUUUUAAUCUUAGAGUGAAGGACACCAUGACUUAUAAUGCUUUAGGACUUCUGAGCUGGAUCGCACUUCUGAGUGCUUCCCGAACAGUAUGGAUUAACAAAACGAUUUGGAUUAUGGCCUGCCGCUUUUGCAGCGUUGUCUUGGCGGUUGCUCUACUAGAGAUCUCCAUGUUUCCAGAUCCUGGCUCAAUGGAUCCUUUGGCUUUCUCAGAAAUCACCAGCGUCCUCACUGUUUUUGUUUCACUAUUGUUGGGCUUCUACUUGACCAGCUCGGUGAAACGCUGGAGCACUUGCAUCGAUGGCUUUCUUAACCUUUUCGAGGUCAUUCGAGCUCUGCAGAUGCAGCUUCAUGCUUUAGGAGUUGGACGUGGUGACAUUGCAAGAGUUGUUCGAUAUGGGUUGGUCUCCAGCUGGCUUUGUGCUCGCUUGCAACGAAUUGACAAUAUUGCCAGCAAGAAGAAGAAAGCGGUGUAUUCUCCAUUUCAAGGGCUCAGGGAUGCUCCUGACGUUUUCCUAAGCUUGACAGACGAGGAGUGCGAGAAGCUUGAAGGUAUCGAUGAUCCGUGUCCAAUCCUGUGGCUUUGGGUCGCCUUGUUUCUAGGGCGCUUGGCCUCAGAUGGCGACAUCCCCCCAAUGGCAUCGCCAACAUAUGGCCGAAUGGUCAUGUUGGCCAACGACGCACAGGUAGCACUCAAGGAAAUCCGCAUGACUACAGAAGUGAAGAUUCCUUACCUCUACACCCACACUCUAUCAGCCAUUGUCCAUCUUAACAACAUCCUUUGUGCCAUCAGCAUGGGCCUUACCUUGGGAUCUUGCAUUGGCGCAGCUCUCACAAGCAUCGAUUCUAGAUUGACGCUUUAUGGUAUUGAAUCAUACCCAACAUCGACAGCCUCGCAAACACUGCAGCUGCUAUUGGUGCAAUCCUUGAAGUGUUUUUUCGUGCCACUACUAUACCAAGCCUGCCUGGAAAUCUGCUUCUGCUUGUAUUCGGCCUUUGGAGGAGAGACAGAGGAAGCAAUGAUACCCAGUGAUCGAAUGGUCAAAGAGUGGAGCAAUGAGCUUGCUGGCCUCAUGGAUUUGGCGAUGCACCCCCCUCACUGGCAAGCGCCUGCUUUCAAGCAUUCCAUUUCGCAUGUUCCAGACAUUCAGAGGACCAAGGCACAAAUAUCGCAAAGUGCUAAAAAGCCGAUGAAGGUGUGA
This is a messenger RNA of Durusdinium trenchii, 1530 nucleotides long. The record is from the annotation of a GenBank genome assembly. NCBI's taxonomy places the organism in Eukaryota, Dinophyceae, Suessiales, Symbiodiniaceae.